Zophobas morio is the source of this 1310-nucleotide messenger RNA. RefSeq names its product la-related protein 7-like. Gene Ontology annotation, molecular function: RNA binding. Bases 171 to 1310 code for a protein of 379 amino acids. The transcript has 10 exons. Gene Ontology annotation, biological process: RNA processing. The record is from RefSeq and is a predicted model, not a curated record. Gene Ontology annotation, cellular component: ribonucleoprotein complex; nucleus. NCBI's taxonomy places the organism in Eukaryota, Metazoa, Arthropoda, Insecta, Coleoptera, Tenebrionidae.
AAAGCCGGCUUUGAUUGACGGCAGUUUUUUUUUUGUUGUUGUUAAGCUCCUUAAUAGAAUGAGAGAUAACAAUAAGAUCUCUAGAAAGCCAAAAAAAAAAAAAAUUAAAAAGUAUAGAAGGGGGGGAUCGUGUAAAAGAACUUGGUUCCUCCAUUAAAACCGGAAAGAAAAUGAGGUGUGGGAACCCAUCGAGACAGUUAGAAGAAUUUAGUUUUAGUAAAGAAUGCGUAGAUCAAGUUGGAAAGCAAAUAUUAUUUUACUUCAGCAAUUCUAAUUUAAACAAAGAUAGAUUUCUAAGACAGAAAAUACAGCAAAGUGAAGAUGGAUUUAUACCUCUUAAGGCUAUAUCCGAAUUUUCACGUAUCGCAGCUUUUCAAUUGACUCUUCCGGAACUUUCCUUCAUUUGCCAGUCACUUCCAGGAAUAAAAAUUUCCAGUGACCGAACACAGAUCGGGAGACUAGAGCCUCUUGCUGAGAUUAGAAAUGUGGAUGAAUAUACAGUUUAUGUGGAAACUUUACCGAAAGAAACGGAUCAUGACCGCCUAAAAGUUCUUUUUGAGCAAUUUGGAGAAGUUGUCUAUGUGAGUAUCCCAAAGUUCGAGAAUAAAAAGAUCAAAGGUUUUGCUUUUGUCGAGUUUAGUUCAAAAGAAGCUGCUCUCAAAGCCGCUGAAGCGACUUAUAAAAUAGUUCUCUCUGGCCGUUUCCUUCGCGUCUUAAAAAAAACCGAGUGGCUGCGCCUUCGAAGGAUUUACAUCAAACUGCUUAAUUCCCGCUCUGAAAAGAAAAAAAAAACGGGUGAUGCCGUGGACGCUAAAGUCGGGGUUGUAGAGAGCAACACUCUGACGAUGAUUCCAAACGUCUUAGUUGUUUUAAAUAAUUUACACGAAGAUUCUAAAAAGCUUCUUUUAGGAAGCAGGAUAGAGAAGCUCGUACCAUUUCAAUUUCUAGACUUUCCGCGAUGCAGCACGAAGGCAGUUGUGCGUUUCUCUUCUCAAGAAGAUGCACAAAAGUUCUGUGACAACUUUGAUCCGAAGGAAGACUGCUCGGGAGCUGCGGGAGGUGAAACCAUCAAAGUCAGCUUAUUGACAGGUGAUGCUGAGGUGGAGUACUGGAAUAAACUUUUGGCAAAGUUGGGCCAGAGACCCACCCUCGACGAGACGCCUCCUGACGAGAGUAGUACAGGACUCAAGAGUAAGAAAAAAAGAAAAAAGCGAAAUAAAAGCGAAGCCAUACACAUUUUGUUUGAUGAUGUUGAGGAACGUUGUGAGGCUAGCUCCCUCGCCUCCGUUAAACGAAUAAAGCCAGAUUAA